This is a messenger RNA of Rhizoctonia solani, 1896 nucleotides long. Its product is annotated as Cleft lip and palate transmembrane protein 1. Gene Ontology annotation, cellular component: membrane; endomembrane system. NCBI's taxonomy places the organism in Eukaryota, Fungi, Basidiomycota, Agaricomycetes, Cantharellales, Ceratobasidiaceae. Bases 1 to 1896 code for a protein of 631 amino acids. The record is from RefSeq and is a predicted model, not a curated record. The transcript is spliced from 17 exons.
AUGGCGCAUGGUAACUUGACAAGCCGGCCAGGGCAGAAGCAUAUGGAGAUGGGACGGCAUAUCUCCAGCAAGCACCUCCACAUUGACGUGGUCAUGCCUGAACCGGCCGCAGCACAAGCUGCUCCUACCAACCAGAAUGGGCGACAAGAUGAUGAAGGAACUGUCAGAAGGAUUUUGGGAAUUGUUCAACAAGUAGUAUUCUUUUAUCUACUUUCACAAUUGAUCAAGAACUUCAUGUCACAACCUUCCUCCAACACCCCUCCAAUUCCUCCCACGCCCCAGUCAUCCGGUGCUCCCGGUGCACCUUCAAAACCCACACAAACCCACGCCUAUCCUUACUGGACUCCUGGAACCAAACUCAACCUCCACUUUCUCCUAUCCGAAUCGGCAUAUGAACUCAGCGACCCGGCUCUACCCCAUUUUACUUGGGAGGGAAUCGAGUAUGGCAAAUGGGAUGAGGCUCGGGAAUGGGAUGGACUCGUCAACGUUCCUCAGUCUGUUAUGAACAACGGAACACUUUGGGCCCACAUUUUCCUCACCCGGAACGGCGUGUCCCCCUUCGAAGGCGCGCAAAGGCCCGGUGACGUCCACCACUCCAGAAAACUUUUAACAAGGUAUAUGCCCCGACGCAAGAUCAGGAAGGAGAAGAGUCUUCUUGCUGGCGGAAAAGAAGAAGAAGUGGAGGAGGUAGAGGAAGAAGAACCCGAAGACGACAAGUCCCCAGUUUCCUAUUGGCAUCCUAAUGUCACACUCACACUCAUCUCCGACUUUCCACAUGUUCCGUUUACACAGGUUCCUCCUCCUGUCGCUGAACAUAUUUCGGUGCAUUCUGAUGGCGAUAAACCCUUUUACAACGCCAUUCUCUUCCCGAACGAUUUUUGGUUGCUUAAAAACUCAAUGAAUCCAAUUAACUCCACUACCCCAACUCUGCCUCUUCAUGUCUCCUUUUAUCCUCUGAGCUACAUGAAAUUUACUGUAUAUGCUUCGAUGACCGAUAGCUUCGAUAAACAGCCUACGACGAGUGCCGCCGAGAUUGACGAGUUAAAGCGUAUGCUAACUGAAACAAACCCGAUUCUCCUCAUUACGACCGUAGUCGUUAGUUUGCUACAUGGACUAUUCGAAAUCCUGGCGUUCAAGAAUGAUAUUAGUCACUGGAAAAGCAAGAAGGAAAUGGUCGGCGUAUCUGUUAGGACAAUCGUUACCAACGUGGUUGUUCAAUUAAUCAUUCUCCUCUAUCUCAUUGAUAACAACGCCGAAACAAGCUACAUGAUUCUCUUCGGUCAAGGAACAGGUAUGGUUAUUGAAGCCUGGAAGAUUACUAAAGCAGUGGACAUUUCGAUCGUCGGAGCCGGGCCAGGCUCGAUUUUACCGUACAAGCUCGAUAUCAAGGAUAAACACGUGUUGAGCGAAGAUGAGAAAAAGACUCAGGAAUACGAUCGACUCGCCUUCCGAUAUGUCGCCUAUGUGGCUAUUCCGCUUCUUGCUGGGUACACUAUUUACUCGCUUAUUUAUGAAACGCAUCGUGGAUGGUAUUCAUUUGUGGUUUCUACGCUUACUUCGUUCGUCUACAUGUUCGGAUUUGCACAGCUUGUCCCUCAGUUGAUCAUCAACUACAAGUUGAAGAGCGUGGCGCAUAUGCCCAUGAAGGCCAUGAUAUAUAAAACACUCGGAACCGUCGUCGAUGACUUUUUCGCCUUUUGUAUCAAGAUGCCUAUUCUUCAUCGACUGGCCUGCUUCCGAGACGAUGUGGUAUUCCUUAUUUUCCUUUACCAGCGCUGGAUCUAUCGUGUUGAUCCCAAACGUAUUAACGAAUAUGGUCAAGUUGGGGAAGACGACCUCAAAGCGUUGGCUGACAAGGCCAAAGAAGAUCCCAAAGAGAGCAAGAAGAGCAAGUAG